Messenger RNA from Capsella rubella, 2173 nucleotides. Its product is annotated as F-box protein At5g39450. The coding region runs from base 231 to 1982 and encodes 583 amino acids. NCBI's taxonomy places the organism in Eukaryota, Viridiplantae, Streptophyta, Magnoliopsida, Brassicales, Brassicaceae. The record is from RefSeq and is a predicted model, not a curated record. Gene Ontology annotation, molecular function: protein binding. The transcript is spliced from 2 exons.
ACUUAAACUUCAAACGAAAGAGGCUUAAUGUUUCUCUCGCAUCAUCUUCGUAGGUAGCGAUUUCUUCGUUUUUCUUCUACAAUUUGAUUCCCAUUAAACUCUGCCUUUAUGGGUAAUUGAAAAGUUUGAUUCUUUCUUCUUUUUACGUAGAAGCGAUCUGAUACAAACCCAAGAGCUCUGAUACUUUUGGUUAAUCCCAAAGCUGCGUUUUUUUUUUUAAUCUUCGAAGUAUGAAUCAGGUAAGAAUGAGGAACGGCGAUUUAGGGUCGGAACCAUAUGGUGCUUGCUUGCUUCUGUCUCUUCCAGAAGAUGUAAUUGCUGUCAUCGCACGUUUUGUUUCUCCAAGAGACGUUUGCAAUCUAAGUUUAUGCUGCAAAAGUCUCUGUGAGGUUGUGGAUUCAGAAAGUAUCUGGCUUGUGCAAUGUGAAGUCGUAAAGGUUCUUCCUUUAUCUGAAAUUUUGCAAUGGAGAGUCGAGAUCUCUUCUUACAAGGCGCUGUGUAGGUUUCUUGUUGAUGUUGUGAAGCCUCUUGUUGGGAUUUGGGUUCACCAAAACCCUGAACUUGGGAAUGUUGUUUAUGUGAUGCCUGGUUUUUUAUCUGUUGUUGGGUGCCGGAUUAUUCCACAAGAGGUUGGUCCUUUGGGGAUUGAUGAGGCCUGUGUUAUGUGGUCACCUGUGUUUGAGAUAAUCUGUGGUUUUGAUGGCUCUGCCAAGUUUUUCCUCCAUGGAAGAGAUGAAAAACUCUGUUGCUGCCUGCACCCUGGUUUCGUUAUGGGCAUCGAGAAGAGUUGUAAUGUGCUUCUACUUGAGGUUGAGCCGAGGAAAGAGGAAAAAUUGUGCAGUCAUAUUGAGACCGUGUUGUUAGGAGAGACAGAAGUUCCAUUUCCAUUUCGCAAUCUACCCUUUAGUCAUAGAAGGAAUUUACUUCAUUUAGUGACAAGCACUGUUGGUAUACCUGUACCUGAUUUAUCAAGUGAAAGGUUAUUUCCUACGUCGAAAGAUGAUGGAGUGGUGUUGUUGGAACGCAGAACCAUGCUUCUUAAAAUGCACAAGUUUGGUGGCGAUUGGGAUCUCAUGAACCUGGAGGAUGAGUGUACAAAUAUUCCAAAUCAGGUAGACAUAGACAAAUCGUGGAAGCAUCUUGGUUUUGAUGUCGAUAUCCGCAACAUGGACUUUGGGAAUCAAAUACAGAAGGCACGAAGGAAGAGCUUUAGUGGGUAUUUCAGAAGUGGCGUAAAGCAAAUUCUCGGGAGGUCUAGUUCUUCGAAGAACACGUCUUCUUCAAGAAGUGAGACUAGACCUUGGAAUCUGCAAAGAUUUCUUAGGUCUGGUGAUUCCAUAUGUCUUAGUCUCAAAGCUUCCGAAAUUAAGCUGUCUUCUUACCAAGGUUGGCCAAACAUGGACGAAACCCGUUUUGCCCUUUAUAAGCUACCAAUUAAGAAUCCCAUCCCUAACGAAGAGUAUGCCGGCUUGUGGGGAGGAACUUUUGGCUGGCCUUCAGGACAAUGUUCAGAAGAUAAACCCGGAAAGGCUCUUUUUUUACUGAUGCUUUCUUAUGAAGAGUCUCAAGAUGGUACUGAUAGGCUCCUUAUAGGGACGAAAAUACUUGAAGGCACUCACUACGGGAUGCAUCCUAAUGGAUCUGCAAUGUUUGUUAUAAAGAUCGAUUCGCCUUCAUUUGAGCCUUUUCCUUUCGAUACAAAUGGAGAAGAUUUUGAGAAUUCUUACGCAGGAGAAGGUACUGCAAAGGGUUAUGGUUUCCGGUAUCCUGGUUACAAACCGGGUACCCUUUUUGUGACAUCUAAAGGUCUUCUCAUGUUUGUUUGGAAUGCAACUAAAGUUGUGUUGACAUUGCAAAGACUUGACCUUGGAGAGCUCUUAAGGAAAGGCAUGUGUGUACCUCCUUUACCUCCAUGUCUGAAUUUUGCUUAUUUGACAAAAUGUCAUGCCAAUGUCUUUGCACCGGAGAGAAGAAGAUCAUAGGAGAUUCCUGUAACAGAUUUGAAGCUCAUAUGUCUUCUUUGUUUCCAAUAUAAUCUCAUUAUAGAAGAUCAUUGAUAUUUGAACUCAAUAUGCUUGUAACCUGUGUCUAGUCAAAUGUACUAUAUAUAAAACUUGUAUUACUAUAUGUUAUUGUCCUCUGCCUGAUUCAAGGAAUUGAGAUCUACAUGUUA